AUUUUUUUAAAUACUGUUCUGGAGAAUUCAAAGCAAAACAAAGAAACUUCCUCCUCUGGGGUUGUCAGUGAGAAAAGGACGAGUUGUGCAACUGGUUUGGGAUUUGCAAAAAGGCAAGAGGGUGGGGAUCAGAAGAAGGUGCAAAGCCACAAAGUACCUUUCUGCAUCUAAGAUGGUGAAGAAAGGAGUGAGGAAGAGAACAAAAUAACUACUGGAAAGUCUCAAACCAGGUUGGGGAGUGUGUGUGCAUGUGGGGGGCUGGGGAAGGGAAAAAGGAAAGAGGAUUAACCACAGCAACCCCCCCACCCAAAAAAAAAAAAAACCCAAAAAACCAAACCAACAACCAACAGCUCUUUUUUCUGAGGGAGGACUCGAAGGAUUAAAAGGCAGCAACUUCUGAGGCGAUUUGUCCCGAGUUAUGGAUGUUGGUGCACUUACUUCAGGCCAGAUCAGAGCUCAGACGAAUCUAACCAGAAGCAGCAACCACCGUCUCUCCACUUGCCUUUUACCAGGUUUUACCCUUCCAGUAUGUUUCAUUUGAUAAGACAUUUUCCAGCGCCCAGAGUUUCAGUACAAUGUGCAAAUGGAUACUGACAAAUGGUGCCUCAGCCUUUUCCCACCUGCCUUGUUGCUGCUUGCUGCUGCUCUUCUUGGUGUCUUCUGUGCCUGUCACCUGCCAUGACCUCGGCCAGGACAUGCUGUCCCCGGAGGCCACCAACUCCUCUUCUUCAUCAUCCUCCUCCUUCCCCUCGUCCUUCUCCUCUCCUUCCAGUGCGGGGAGACACGUGCGGAGCUACAAUCACCUCCAAGGAGACGUGCGCAAGAGGAAGCUCUAUUCUUACAACAAGUACUUUCUCAAGAUCGAGAAGAACGGCAAGGUCAGCGGCACCAAGAAGGAGAACUGCCCGUUCAGCAUAUUGGAGAUAACAUCUGUAGAAAUUGGAGUUGUGGCAGUUAAGUCUAUUAAGAGCAACUACUAUUUAGCCAUGAACAAAAAAGGAAAAGUCUACGGCUCUAAGGAGUUUAAUAGCGAUUGCAAAUUGAAGGAAAGAAUAGAAGAAAAUGGAUAUAACACAUACGCAUCCUUAAAUUGGAAGCACAAUGGAAGGCAAAUGUUUGUGGCCCUGAAUGGGAGGGGAACCACGAAGAGAGGACAGAAAACAAGAAGGAAAAACACUUCAGCUCACUUUCUUCCUAUGGUAGUCAUGUCGUAGAUGAACAAACUUUUUUUGACGCAGUUGAACCAAAGGCUGUUAUGUCAAGAAUAUUUGGUAAUUCUCUUAAAAGGUAGAUGCGGAGAAGUAGCACAGACAUCUGCAUGUUUGAAAUGAGAGCAGGGGAAGCCUUUGAAGGUUUUGUACUUAUUGCUGGCACAUGAAAUACCUUUAUUUAGUUCGUUGUCAUAUCUUAUAAUCAAAAUGAAGCUGGAUCAAAGGGGAUGGAAUUUAUUGCCAGUGUGAACUUUUUUUUUUUUUUAAUCACUGCAACAGACCUUGAUGGACUUAGGACAAUCUGUUGCGUGAUCUUCAUGGGGAAUGCUAUUUAUGGAAUACUAACUCUUAUCAAAGUCCUUAAUUGCUCAUUCAAGCCUAAUGAUUCAAUGAACAGUUAGACACACAAGUAUUUACUGGAAGCACUUGGGUCAUAUGCACAAAUAAUGACAUUUCUGGAGAAGCCUUGUGGACGAAUGGAUAGGAUAAGCAAAGUAGUGUAUAACUGUUCUAACAAAAUGAAUAGUAUGGUUUGCUUGUAUGUCCUAAAUUCAUUUCUCUUUAUUUCUCUCUAAGUUAUUUAUUUAAUAGGAUGUUAAAUAUCUUUUUUAUUUGAAAUGUUUCCUCAUUUGCUUUUUUCUUAUUUUCCCUUUUUCUUAGUACUUCACAGAGAGGUUGAUAGAUUAAAAUGUCAGAACCUCAGAAGUACUCAGAGAAUUAGACAAGGCUUUAAAGGGAAAAUUUAGAGUGUAUACUCCAUUUUUUCAUAAACUGUCUUGCACUUAAGCAUAAGACCAAACAAGCAGUGCUUGGAUUUAUGGUAUUGAGUGUCUUUAUAUUGCAGAAAUUUUUGUACUUAUCAGCACUCAAGAAAAACCUUCAAGAAAUACUUUGUUCAAAGGGUCUUUCUGCUAUUUUGAAGUUGAGAAAAGGAGCCACAUCUGUACUUGGGUGUCAAUGCAUCUGUGUGUAUAUUCACCUGCCUUUAAUUUCAGUUUGGAGCUAGGAUCUAACACACUGCUAUCAGUGUGAUAUUCUGCAGCACACAUUGGGCUGGAACCCUGAUGUGGUCAGCCCUGUUAAAAUCACUGAGACUGUGAGCAUUGAAGUAAAACAGUAGUGUGUAAUUCCUAAGUGUAACAUUUGGCCACUGAAAGGCAAGCAAGAAGGCAACACAGUCCUGCAUACCUUACUCAAUUGAUACUUGUUCAACCCAUUUGCCUUUGGUACCAGCUUGAAGAACCACAGGCAUAUAGUGGGAGUGAUGUCUAGCUAAGGGCUGCGAGACGAAAAUCACCCUCGUGCGAUCCAAAUCAUGCUCAUGCGUUUUUCAGAGAUUAUUACUCGUGUAUAUUAUAUAUGAGAGCCAAAUGAAAAGCUGUGCUGGUUUCCAGCUUUAGCAUGCCUUUCACAACCAUCACAGUAACUGAAGGCUCAAAAUACAUAAUAUCCAGCACAAUUUUAUGAAGUGUUACUCAUCCCAUGGCUUAACUUGAGCAACUGCAGUAUAAUAAAGUUAAGCAUAAUAUGAAGUCUGUUCAAUUAAAGGUACAUAAGGUUUGUUUUAUAUUUUGCUUUACUCAGUAAUUUUAGAGAGCUCUGGAAAGCUCACCAGUGUAACCAUAUUGAGAUUCAUUUUGUUAGAGCAGAUAAAUAGAAAACAGUACAUCAAACAAUUUGUACCACUGUCUUCACAUUGUAUUCCACUAAAUAAAUAAAUAAGCCUUUGCAGUGUCUUUAGUAAGAAACAAAAGUAGUAUAAUAUUAUUUUGUUUUAAAUACUUUACUGAUAACUAUAAGAUUAUAUUGAUGCUGCAGUUUAUCUUCAAUAUUUCUCGUUGUGAAAAAGUUGGUUUUAUUUUUAUUGUUUGGAGACUGUAUUUUGGUACAAAGGAGAGCCUUGCUUAAUGUGUC
Messenger RNA from Zonotrichia leucophrys gambelii, 3125 nucleotides. It is a transcript of the gene FGF10, whose product is annotated as fibroblast growth factor 10. Gene Ontology annotation, cellular component: cytoplasm. Gene Ontology annotation, molecular function: growth factor activity; chemoattractant activity; type 2 fibroblast growth factor receptor binding. The record is from RefSeq and is a predicted model, not a curated record. NCBI's taxonomy places the organism in Eukaryota, Metazoa, Chordata, Aves, Passeriformes, Passerellidae. The transcript is spliced from 4 exons. The coding region runs from base 576 to 1214 and encodes 212 amino acids. Gene Ontology annotation, biological process: animal organ morphogenesis; limb development; secretion by lung epithelial cell involved in lung growth.